AUGUUUCAGCGUAUGUUGAACGGCGGAUCCCACCGCCAGCGCCUGGAGCUGCACUCCGCCAUGGUCGCAAUGGAGUCCCCCAUCCCCUCCACGCGCCGCAUGUCCCUCCAAAUCGACGAUCUUGAGCGGCCGAUGCACCGAAACAGCGCCUACAACGGUCAGGAUGUGUUUGGACGACCAAGCGGGCAGCCCCUCAUGCAACCACAGCUCGAAGCGGGUUUCGACCAUUCUGCUUCGGCUGUGCGCACCCAAACGCCAGCGCCAGCACCAGCGCCAGCGGCGAGUGCGGCGCCGGGGGCGACGGACUGGGCGUGUCUCUACGCGCCGCACAACGAUCCUUCCCGCCGCCGCCGGUCGCUGGACUGCAUCCGCUCCGCGCGCAAAUCCGACCGUUCCGCUGUUGCUAUUAACGCGGUGAAUGACGCGAGCAGCGUGGACGCGCGUAGCCAAGCGCUGCACGCCGCGAACGGCGCGGGUGGCGCGGGAUCCGACAGCGAGGAGGAGGUCUGCAGCACCCGCGCGGAGCGUCGGGGAACAGCCGCUGCGCAAACAUUGCGCCAACCGCGGAACGUUUUUGUCACGAACCCGUGGCAGGCGGGGACAGUCUCUGGGGAUAUUGCCGCGGGGGUUCAGAGGGGCCAGGCGGGAGGCGCGCGGCGGGGAGGAACUAUUAACGACUGCGCUAUGGAUGUGGAUGGGGGGGACGGAUGGGGGGGAGUGGAGGCUUGGGGAGGAGUGGAGCAGGCGAUGCACCCCGCGGGGUUGAUGCAGGCGCGCGCAGCCAUGGUGGCGCAAGGCGGGGGGAUUGGCGGCGCACAGCCGCAUGCAGUAGCAGGCUCGCACCGGGGGGCGGUGAUGUCGAACCCCUGGGCCAGCUGA
Molecule: messenger RNA, 879 nt
Organism: Closterium sp. Naga37s-1
Lineage: Eukaryota; Viridiplantae; Streptophyta; Zygnematophyceae; Desmidiales; Closteriaceae
Source: the annotation of a GenBank genome assembly